Molecule: messenger RNA, 3712 nt
Organism: Acanthopagrus latus (yellowfin seabream)
Lineage: Eukaryota; Metazoa; Chordata; Actinopteri; Spariformes; Sparidae
Gene: lrit1b
Product: leucine-rich repeat, immunoglobulin-like and transmembrane domains 1b
Exons: 5
Coding region: 1211-3169 (652 amino acids)
Cellular component (GO): endoplasmic reticulum membrane
Molecular function (GO): protein binding
Source: RefSeq, a predicted model, not a curated record
GAAAGUAAAAGGAAAUAAGUGUCCGUCCUUAAAGGGAAGGUCCACCAAUUUUGACUGAGUGUCUGAGGAAUCUAUUGCAUGUCUGUUCGUCCUGGAAGAGAUCAAUCCUCUGCUGCUCUUCCAGAGGUUUCCUCCAUGUCUCUCCACGUCUCUCUAACUUUCAUAUGUGAGUUUUUCCGAAUCAGAAUUAAGACUAUUCAAGGCUGCAUGAUCCAUUAUUGGAUAAAGUCUGUCAUAUAGGCUACGGAUAGUUAAGCCCCCAUAUGAAAAAAAAUGGAUUGACUUAAAAAGACUGAUCAAGUUCUGGAAACAUCUGGAGACAUUUUUACAAGUUAUGCUGUACUUACAGGUCUUAAUGAGGACAAAUGCAUAUCUGGAAAAAGUAGUAUAAAGCCUUUUGUGGCUCCAGAAGAAGCUGCAUGUGAUCUGAUAAAUGGCCUCGAGUGAUGUCACGCAGAGGCAGAGAUGCAUUGUGGGUAAUGUAGGCACCAGGUUUUGGAAAGAAAGAAGAAGUGCAUUGCCUACAUUACCCACAGUUCAAUUUAGCAACACAAAAGGAGUUACCCCCCCUAUUUUGCCCCACACAUUCAGUAGUCCUGCCCAAGACCAUGUGUAAAACUGGUGGAGUUACCCUUUAAAUCAGAAGUACCAAUAACAUUUGCUCCUUCCGUCCUACCUGAACUUUAUGUUUUGGCCGAUGACACUAGGCAAGUUCAUUUGCAUGGUGCAAUUCAGACACAAGGCGAUUCAAAGUGCUUUACAGGGGAAUAAAAUUACUUCAGUUGACAUUAAUAACAAGCAGGAAGACAUCGAGAAACAAAACAUUAAAAGAAAUUAAGGGAUAGGAAAGUAAGCUAAAAUAAAAGUCGCAGUGCAGUUCAGAGCCUCAAAUGCUUCAGUGAGAGUCUGUGGCCCUCAGUCUUGAUUUAAAAGAGAUGAGAGCUGGAGCGGACCUGCAGCUUUCUGGCAGAAUAACUGAACGCUGCUUCUCCAUCCACAUUUAGUUUUGGCUCUAGGGGCUGAAAGCAGAUCUGCACCUGAAGACCUCAGAGGCCUGGAUGGUUCAUAAAGAACGGACCAGUUGGAGCAGUAUGGAGCUGUGAGCCUGCACACCACCACCAUGCAUCCGAUGCCUCGUUAGACCUGAGCUGCUGUAGAUCUUCUUGUCUUUAAUUGUAGUUUAGCUGCAUAGUGAGUUUUAGUAGAGAAAAUGAGUCGACAUCUCGCUGCUGCGUUUUGUCUGGCUUUAGUUUUUCUUCCCAUGCUGUGCAGCUCCUGUCCUUCACAGUGCAGCUGCUUCUUCCACAAGUUGAGUGAUGGAUCAAAAGCAAGGAGUGUGCUUUGCAACGAUCCAGAGAUCACUGUGGUCCCUCCAAAUUUCCCAUCCGACACGUCGAAGCUUCGCAUCGAAAAGACUGCGAUCACACGGAUUUCGGUGGACAACUUCCACUACCUCAACAACCUGGAGUUUCUCUGGAUGUCUUUUAAUUCACUGAUCUCACUGAGCGUCGACAGCUUCCGGGGUCUUUACAACCUGGACGAGCUCCGGCUGGAUGGCAACACCCUCACCUCCUUCCCCUGGGAGUCUCUGACCGACAUGCCGAACCUGAGGCUCCUCGACCUGCACAACAACAAGAUCUCCGUCGUCCCUGCCGAGGCCACCGUGUACAUCAAGAAUCUCACCUAUCUGGACUUAUCCAGCAACAGUCUGACGACCGUUCCCGCUGACGUUCUCACAAUGUGGCUGAGCGUGAAGCCAUCCCAGGACGCCGAUUCCUCCAAACUAAUUCUCGGUCUUCAUGACAACCCGUGGCUGUGUGACUGCCGGCUCUACGAUCUGGUACAGUUUCAGAAGUCCCCAUCAUCCUCCGUGGCUCUCAUCGACACCAGGCUGAGGUGUUCUGAUCCGGAGAGCUUGUCAGGGGUUCUUUUCACCGAAUCAGAGCUGCAGAGGUGCCAGGGCCCUCGGGUGCACACUGCCGUGGCUCGUGUACGAAGCUCACUGGGCAACAACGUGCUGCUGCGCUGUGGCACGGUGGGAGUCCCCAUCCCAGAGCUCUCCUGGAGCCGUGCCGAUGGCAAAAAAAUCAACGGCACAGUCCAGGAAGAGAUUUCAAAGGAGGGCAUCAUUUGGUCUAUUCUGAGCGUGCCUGCAGUUUCCUAUCGAGAUUCUGGGAAAUACGUGUGCAAAGCGACCAACUUCGUCGGCACUGCAGACGCCAUCAUCUCUUUGGUGAUCACAGAUUCCUUUCGGUCAGAGGAAGCAGGUGGCGGCAGUUCUAAGAGAAACAGAGGGAAGAAACCUGGUGGCAUUGGUAGAGCAGCAUACCAGGAGAAGCUCAUCGCCAGAUAUGUUCCUCCGCCCCCAUCCACUGCCGCCCAGCCCAUCAUCGAACCUCUCAAUGGCAAAGGAGUGACUGGGAAGUAUGAGAUUGAGAGCUACAGCGUGUCUGACGACACUUCUCAAGGACGAGGGAAGGUGUCAGACCUUCAGAAGUCAGUGGAGGUGGAGCGAGAUGCUCUGAGUAACUUGGCAGCCAAUGCCUCGUCCUUACAGCAAGCUCCGGAGAAAAGGGUGGUGCGCUCAGUGAAGGUGAUCGGUGACACCGACCAUACUGUGUCUCUGAACUGGCGAGCCCCUACAGCCACAAACACCACAGAGUUCAGCAUCCUGUACGCUAUAUUUGGUGAGAGGGACAUGCGUCGGAUCAACGUAGGGGCCGGGAGGAACCGUAUCACUAUUGAUGGCCUCGUGCCAAAGACAAAGUACAUUGCUUGUGUUUGCGUCAAAGGCCUGAUCCCGAAAAAAGAGCAGUGUGUAAUCUUCUCAACUGAUGAGGCGGCCAGCGCUAGCGGCACGCAGAAGCUCAUUAAUGUGGUGGUGAUAACAGUAGCCUGCGUGAUUGCUGUCCCCCUGACACUGAUCGUGUGCUGCGGGGCGCUAAAGAAGCGCUGCCAAAAGAUGCUUGGGAGGGAAUCUAAGGAAAUACAGGACUCGUACGUUACGUUUGAAACCCUCGGCCCCGCGGCCAAAGCUAAAGGCAUGGAGGGCGAGUAUCUGACCAGGCUAAAUCCUGAUGAAUCCAACAGGCUGCUCUCGGCGAGGUCCAGUGUUGACUCAGAGGCCACGGCCAGGACUGAGGGGCCACCUAACGAGUAUUUCUGCUAGUACCAAAUGUUUGCCACAACCUUCAGAAGAUGCACUUUGUUUUCUAACGACAAACAACGGUGUUCAGAGACUGAAAAGACUCAACUGAUCCUCUUUUUGGGGGGGUCUUCAGAGGACACCAGCAGCUCUGUCAGCACUGGAUGUGUGAAAGUGUUUUACAGCCUUGUGGGAAUAAAAACCACCAUUUAUUUGGUGGACAGCAAAAAAGGGAAACGACGCACCGUGACACAAUUUAUUUUACAUGUCGUGUAAAUGUGUAAAAACUACUUUUUUUUUAAUUCAUCAUGCACUUUUGAAAGGACAUGUUUUGCAAAGGAAAAUGUCUUAAAACUUUGUCCUAAAGGUCUAAAACCCAAUCAAUUUAAUUUCUUCCACUAUGUAACGUCUGCAUUGUGUUAUAGUCUUUAUUCAAAGUAUUUAGACAAAAAAAGAACCAGCAGUUAUUAGUCUAUUUUCGAUGUCAGUAUGAUGUUAACGUGCCAGGUUUACUGUUGGGUCAAAAACCUAUGAUACAGUAGGCCUACAUUUUAUAAUGUGCAAAUA